AUGGCGGAAGUUCUUACUGCAGCAGCUGACUUAGCCGGCCCACAGAAUGAUGGAUGUUUCACAUUAACAUAUACAGAACGACUUAUUGGCUUUGGAAUUACCGGAUUAUGCGGUUUAGUCGCUGGAAUUUUAUCGAUUGUUGCAGUUUUCAUUCUAAAUAUGCGUAAAUUCGUCGUUUUAUUUACUCUUUCAAGUAUCCUUUAUCUAGUUUCUCUUUGUUUACUUAUUGGAUUCAAGAGAAUUUGUGGCUCAUUUACAGAUCCAAAACGCAUUUACUCAGCAGUAGGAUUACUUGCAGGUACUCUAAUUACACUCUAUUUCGGAUUUGUUAAAAAAUGGAUCAUAUUAUCACUCGUUGGCUUUGUUAUUGAAUUCUUGUCAUUUGUAUAUUAUGCAUUGACGUUCAUACCAGGUGGUGAAAAGAUUUUCCAUUUCCUUUUGUUUUAA
Trichomonas vaginalis G3 is the source of this 447-nucleotide messenger RNA. RefSeq names its product vesicle-mediated transport. Bases 1 to 447 code for a protein of 148 amino acids. The record is from RefSeq and is a predicted model, not a curated record. Lineage: Eukaryota; Parabasalia; Trichomonadida; Trichomonadidae. The transcript has a single exon. Gene Ontology annotation, biological process: vesicle-mediated transport. Gene Ontology annotation, cellular component: membrane.